UGACAACGAACCACCACGACAGGGCGCUCGGUCCUUGGAGAUGCUCUGGAAACGCUAUCUAGCUCUUAUUGCCGUUCUUUGUACACUCGUAUCAAGCCGGCACUUGGAAAACGAGGAAUUUCGUGAGCAAGUCUCCCUCCAGACGCUGCAGGACGGCCGAGUCGCGUCGACAUUUUCAUUCAAUAUCCUGCUAAAGGACGGGACGCCAAGAGAACCCCGGACCCUAUUCUUCGAUGACGAGUCCCAGCAUUACAGCCUGUUUCCUCUUGCUUUAGGCCAAAUAUUGCGAGAAUACGCGGUCACCGAACUGCAUCUUACCUUGAACGCAGGCAAGUGGAACUAUGACUCAUGGGGAUACCCAAAAGAACGGGAUGUUGGUACUGGUGCGGAGUUGUGGGCGUGGAUGGCUGGCGGUGGUCCAACAACGAUAGAUUACCGGUGGCAAGGCCUUCGAAAUGCCCUUGCAGGUCUCUUCUGUGCAUCCAUAGGAUCGUUGGAUGAACAGCGUACGACCUCGCCUGUCCUUUCAUUUGCACCCGAAGGCAGUCUUCCUGACUGGGGAGUUGAGCAUGAACUCAGACAUGCUUCUUUGGCUUCUGAACACGUUUGUACCGAAAAUUUGACGCCAUUUUUGAAACUAUUGCCGUGCAAAUCGUUAUCUGGUAUCGCGUCUUUAUUGAACCCGCACCGCUUGUUCGAUGCCAAUUGGCAUGGGAUGGGCCUUCACGUUCUUUGGAACCCCGAUGCGGGCGUAGAAGUGCGCUUAACGUUUCAGUCGGUUUCCGAUCCACUGCGCAUAUCAGCUGGAAAAAAACAAGACUGGUCUUUUAGUACCUUGUUCGACCGUACUAUCGAACGAACCUGUCCUGUAGCCCAGUCGAGUAUAGUGGAUGUGGCUCUACCCAGGGGAGCACUAUACAGUAUUACCCCCGAACCGCCACGCAUUGACCAGAACGUGGCGUUCUAUGACCUAAGUAACUUGUCAGAAGCUCUCGACGUGAAAUUAAAAUGGGCAUCAGAUUUUACAUACGCUUUGGAUCCUCCUAAGAUUCCCUCCAUGCCUAUCUCCGUCCGCCGUACACUUCGAGGAGCUAGUCAGGAUCGAGGACAACUGUCUUUGGUCAUCAAGAAUAACGCUCCAUCUGCCUUGCAAGUCCUCUAUCUGGAGACAAUGCCCUGGAUUGUUCAGUUUUAUCUACAUACCAUGCGUGUAUCCAGUGAUGCUAGCCGAGACAAUCUCAUAUCCAACAUAUCAUAUGUACCCCCGGUACCUCAUUCAAGACCCGCAACAUUCCAAGCUGUCAUAAACUUACCAGCGGACGGCACUGUUUAUCUAACUAUUGACGUAACCAAGGCCUUUCUACGAUACACAGAACACCCCCCUGACGCUCAGCGCGGUUGGGACCUACCCCCAGCCAUCAUUCUACCGCUUCCGGGCUCGAACGCUUCCAUCAUCGAACACGAAUUCGCAGGUCGCAUAUAUACCCCGCCGCUAUUGGUCGAUCUCGCAACCCCAGAUUUCAGCAUGCCUUACAACGUCAUAAUAUUCAGUUGCUCUCUUAUUGCUUUCAUAUUUGGUAGCAUAUUCAACCUUCUGACGCGGAAAUUUGUUGUUGUACAUCUAGGUUCUCAGCAGGGAGCAUCAAAAUCGAAACAUGAUUGACCAUGGUCCGCUCAUAAUGCGCCUCGUUCCGAAGACGAUACGACGUCAUUGUGCCCUGAUUGCUCUUCUGAUAAGUCACACCAGAUGCAGGCUAGAUUGAUUUCUUUGUUUGACCAUGCCGAACAACCCGGGAUUGACAAAUCACAAAUUUUCUUGUCAGGGCCUGUCAUCGAUACAAGGGAGUUGUUUGUAUAGGUCCAUAGUUAUCUCGGCGUUCUGACAGCUGGCAGGCAGGUAAAGGAGCGCCGGGCCUUGCGGUACGAAGGCUCAUUGGAAGCUUAGAUAGUAGUCCGCCGCGGCGGUGUCUUUCUAGGACUGUUUUUAUUAAAGAAUUUUCACAUUAACUUUAAGCA
This is a messenger RNA of Desarmillaria tabescens, 2016 nucleotides long. RefSeq names its product GPI transamidase component PIG-T. Gene Ontology annotation, cellular component: GPI-anchor transamidase complex. Gene Ontology annotation, biological process: attachment of GPI anchor to protein. The transcript has 7 exons. Lineage: Eukaryota; Fungi; Basidiomycota; Agaricomycetes; Agaricales; Physalacriaceae. The record is from RefSeq and is a predicted model, not a curated record. Bases 41 to 1663 code for a protein of 540 amino acids.